AUGCCAGUAACUACAAAUGUAUUCGAACCCGAAGUCCAGCAUAUGGUGCUGCAGACCGUCUUUCGCGGUGUAGAGCACCCACUAUGCACUCCGAAUGCUCCUAUACACCAGUACCGUGGUAUCAAAUAUGCUUCAGUCCCUGCCCGUUUUCGGCAAUCCAAGGUGUUCGCGUCAUAUCCUCCGUUGGUCGAUGCCUCCAAAUACGGUCCUAUCUGUCCUCAAGUCAAGAACAUGAGCAGUUUCGAGGAAGCCUUGUUUGGUCUCAAUGAAGAUGAUAUCCCAGAACAGGCCUUGAAGCAGAACGAGUUCGAGUGUUUGAAUUUGAACAUUACGUGUCCAGGAGGUUUGACCUCGCAGUCGCGCUUACCUGUUAUGGUCUGGGUGCAUGGUGGAGACGACAGAGGUCAUGGCUCCAACUGGGUUUACGACGGGGGUGCGUUGGUAGGCAAGAGCAUUCUGCUUGGAAAACCUGUUAUCCUGGUUACCUUCAAUUUUCGUCUAGGCUUGUUUGGAUUUGCAGCUGGCCCCCAGCUUCGAGAGGAAGGCCAAGAGAGCGUAGGCAACUAUGCCCUUCGUGACCAACGCACCCUUCUUGAAUGGCUGCACUGCUACAUUGCUGAUUUCGGUGGUGAUCCAGGAAAUAUUACCCUCUUUGGUGAAUCCAGCGGUGCAUUUGAUAUCGUUUGUCACCUCCUUUCUACCUCGAAUGAAACUCGACCAUUGUUUCAUCGAGCGAUCGUGCAAAGUGCAGUCUUUGAAUACAAUGUACCGGACGUCGCGGCAGCUGGAUGCCAACUCUCUCGUUUGAUGUCAACGAUGCACCUCUCAACGAUAAGCCAGCUUCGAGCAAUCGAUGCCGAUCAACUGAUUAAAUUCGGUCGAUCCGUUCGUGUUGUUGACGAUGGAGUCUUUUUGCGACAUGAUUGGAAAGAUUUUCUCUCACCUGAAGAUGCCCAUAAAAACCAUCAUCACAAUCUGAAUUUAACCGUUCCAAAAGCACUUUCCGCCCUUCGAUCCCACUCUCACACGCCAAAGCCUAUUGGUUCUGCUUCGUCUUCCUCUACUCCAGGACUUCGGUCGUCCGUCUUCCAGCCCCUUCUUAUUGGCGACUGUGCUUCCGAUUCCAUGCUAUGGUCCACACCCAUCUCAUAUUGGACUUCUGCAGCAGCUGUACGUCGGAUCAAAGCCGUUUGCCAAUCGCUGUUCAAGACCAAUACGCUAUUCCACACAUACGACAUUUCUUCAUACACGCCUGACGAAGAAAUUGCUGAGCAUAUACUCGAGCUCGUCAACGACGCGCGGAUAGCUUGGCCGACUGACUGUUUCGCCCAGAACUCCCGUCGUGAAGGCGGUGGAGUGUGGAGAUAUGUCUUUGAUCAAGAAGGUCCAUGGAACUGCAUCCCACAUCAUGCAGCGGAUCUCAUGUACCUCUUCGAUAACGUUCCCUUACCAGAAUCCUCCACACGCUCGAUAGCUGGAUCCUCAAUGCAAGACAGCUUCUCCGAGGCCGAUAUGUUUCCUGAAUCGUUCGCUUUCGAAGACGACGACGAGGAUAUCAAGUAUUCCCCGAUUGUGCGUGACGACGACGCCAUGAGUUCGGAUGACGAUGGGUGGGGUAUACCUUCUGUUGCGUCUUGGUCAUACUCUCGUGUGAGAGAUACCAUGCAAGAGCAAUGGAUUUCUUUUGCGUAUGGGGAAGCGCCGUUCAGUGAAGAUAAGGUCUUUGUUUUCGGACCUGAAGGAGAGACUGGUGAACGAUCCGAGUCGAUUUUUGAGGGGAGGAGGAGGAGAACAUUGUGGAAGAAGGCAUUUGAACCUCUGGGAAUGCAGGUUGUACAUAAAAUGGGCGUGGAGCUCAGUCGAGGUCCGCCGUUGCGGAGUUAG
Molecule: messenger RNA, 1884 nt
Organism: Lentinula edodes (shiitake mushroom)
Lineage: Eukaryota; Fungi; Basidiomycota; Agaricomycetes; Agaricales; Omphalotaceae
Product: Alpha/Beta hydrolase protein
Exons: 4
Coding region: 1-1884 (627 amino acids)
Source: RefSeq, a predicted model, not a curated record